Pollicipes pollicipes is the source of this 2715-nucleotide messenger RNA. RefSeq names its product delta-1-pyrroline-5-carboxylate synthase. Lineage: Eukaryota; Metazoa; Arthropoda; Thecostraca; Pollicipedomorpha; Pollicipedidae. Gene Ontology annotation, cellular component: cytoplasm; mitochondrion. The coding region runs from base 232 to 2448 and encodes 738 amino acids. The transcript has 11 exons. The record is from RefSeq and is a predicted model, not a curated record. Gene Ontology annotation, molecular function: ATP binding; kinase activity; glutamate-5-semialdehyde dehydrogenase (NADP+) activity.
CCCUCCGCCGGCCCCCGGCGCCCGGCCGGUGCCCUGCUGGCGGCCGCUUCCCCCUCCGCCGGCCGAGCGGCGGCCCCGCGCAUCGGAUGCGGCGUCCGCCUCUUCUCCACCGCCUCCUGGAAAAAGGGCGGUCACGUGACAUCAGGCCGGACACUGAUCACAUCGGAGAGCAGCCUGGCCCCGUUCAAGGAGCGCAGCCAGCUGAAGAACUCCCGCAGAAUCGUCGUCAAGAUGGGCUCUGCGGUCAUCACGCGUGAAGACGAGUGCGGCCUGGCGCUAGGACGACUCGCAUCCAUCGUGGAGCAGGUGGCAGAGCUGCAGAACGAGGGCCGCGAGUGCCUGAUGGUCACGUCAGGAUCCGUGGCGUUCGGGAAGCAGAAGCUGACCGAAGAGCUUAUCAUGUCGCUCAGCAUGAGAGAGACCAUCUCGGGAAACAACGGCAUCAAGGCCAGGAGGAGCGGCAUCUACACGCUGGAGCCGCGGGCGGCUGCCGCUGUCGGCCAAUCGGGCCUCAUGUCGCUCUAUGACGCCAUGUUCGCCCAGUACGGCGUGCGGAUAGCUCAGAUCCUGAUCACACGGCCAGACUUCUACUCGGACGAGAUCAAGCAGAACCUGUACGAGACUAUGUCGGAGCUGAUAUCUCUCAACAUCGUUCCAAUCGUGAACACCAACGACGCCGUGGCGCCGCCGGCACAGAUUGACGACGACCUAGCUGGGCGUCUGCAGCCAGCAAAAGGCCCAGUGAUCAGCAUCAAGGACAACGACAGCCUGGCGGCGCGGCUAGCCGCUCAGAUGCACGCCGACCUGCUCAUCCUGAUGACGGACGUGGACGGCCUGUACACGCGUCCGCCAGAUCAGGACGGCGCGCGCCUGAUCGACACGUACGUGCCCAGCGACGGCGCCGACGAGGUGCAGUUUGGCGGCAAGUCCCGCGUCGGCACCGGCGGCAUGGACUCCAAGGCCAAGGCAGCCACCUGGGCGCUCGACCACGGCGUCUCCGUCGUCAUCUGCAAUGGCCUGCAGGACAAGGCCAUCAAGGACAUCGUGGCCGGCCGGCGGGUCGGCACGUUCAUCGCCAAGCAGAACCCGGGUGGCGCCGCCGUCGAGGUGCUGGCCAAGGGCGCGCGGCGCGGCGGCCGCACCCUGCAGUCGCUGAGCUGGCAGGAUCGAGCCGGCGUCAUCACCGCUCUGGCCGGCCUGCUCGAGGCGCGCUGCCCAGAAAUCCUGGCCGCCAACGACAAGGACCUGCGUCAGGCCAAGGCCGAGCGGCUGUCCGAGGCGCUGCAGGCGCGGCUGAAGCUGACGCCCGAGAAGCUGGCCGAGCUGGCCAGCGGGCUGCGUCAGAUCGCCGCCGACGGCCGGCGCCAGCUGGGCCGCGUGCUGCGCCGCACGCAGCUGGCGCCUGGCAUGGAGCUGCGCCAGGUGACUGUGCCGCUCGGCGUGCUGCUCGUCAUCUUCGAGUCGCGCCCCGACUGCCUGCCGCAGGUGGCGUCUCUGGCCAUCAGCACGGGUAACGGGCUUCUCCUGAAGGGUGGACGCGAGGCCAAGCACAGCAACGAAUACCUCAUGCAGCUGGUUAAGGAGGCGUUGUCCACUGUCGGAGCCAAGAACGCCGUAGGACUGGUCAGUGGUCGGGAGGAGAUCAGUGACCUGCUGCAGCUGGACGACUGCAUCGACCUGGUGAUCCCGCGUGGCAGCGGCGAGCUGGUGCGCGAGAUCCAGACCCAGAGCCGCCACAUCCCCGUGCUGGGUCAUAGCGAAGGCGUGUGCCACGUGUACAUCGAUAAGGACGCCGAUAUGGAAAAAGCGCUACAGAUUGUCAAGGACAGCAAAUGCGACUACCCAGCCGCGUGCAACGCUAUGGAGACGCUGCUUCUCCACGAGGACCUCAUGAAGGUGCCGCACAUCUUCGACGGCAUCUGCCACAUGCUCAAGUCGAACGGCGUGCAGCUGCGCUCGGGGCCGCGGCUGAACUCUCUGCUGACCUUCGGCCCGCCGCUGGCCUCGUCCCUACGCACCGAGUACGGCGACCUCGAGUGCUGCAUCGAGCUGGUGGACGACACGGCCGCCGCCAUCGAGCACGUCCACGAGCACGGCUCGGGCCACACCGACUCGAUCGUGACCGAGAACGCCGCCGAGGCAGCCCGCUUCCUGGACGGCGUCGACAGCGCCUGCGUCUUCCACAACGCCAGCACGCGCUUCGCCGACGGCUACCGGUUCGGCCUGGGCGCCGAGGUGGGCAUCAGCACGGGCCGCAUCCACGCGCGCGGUCCGGUCGGCGUCGAAGGCCUGCUCACCACCAAGUGGGUGCUGCACGGCUCCGGCGACACGGUCGAGGACUUCAAGACGGGGCGCAACGCGUUUGUGCACCAGGCGCUGCCCGUGGACGAGGGACCCGAGGAGCCGGCCGUCCGCGGCACGGACAAGAUCGAGUCUGUGCUGGAGUGACGUCACACCGGCGGGCCCGUGGUGCCGCGGAGGAACAGCCCCGACGCCACGACGGUGGAGACUUCAGGUGUCGCCAGCCGGCCCUGGCUAGGUCGUGACAGCGCUGGCUGACUCCGCACUCGCUCCCGUGUCGGGGUCCCUAGGUGGACGAACUGAUACUGAGGAGCAUGAACACUGAUAUUGAUUCUGAGAAGCGUACAGUGCUCACGCAUGCUGCGUUUGACGGAACGAGAAAGCUCCGGCGCAUCUCGCCACGCGCUGCUGACU